Messenger RNA from Micropterus dolomieu (smallmouth bass), 2231 nucleotides. Its product is annotated as dual specificity protein phosphatase 18. Gene Ontology annotation, cellular component: cytoplasm. The transcript has 3 exons. The coding region runs from base 30 to 983 and encodes 317 amino acids. NCBI's taxonomy places the organism in Eukaryota, Metazoa, Chordata, Actinopteri, Centrarchiformes, Centrarchidae. Gene Ontology annotation, biological process: protein dephosphorylation. The record is from RefSeq and is a predicted model, not a curated record. Gene Ontology annotation, molecular function: MAP kinase tyrosine/serine/threonine phosphatase activity.
CCACCGUGGUGCUGGAGCUGGACUGGGAGAUGGUCUUGGCGCCGCCGCCUUUGGACUGCGCCAGAUACUCCUGCAGCUGUCGGUUCAGUUCCGCCAUGACGGAGGAAGCUAACUGGCUAGCUGCUAGCUGCGCUUCUUCUUCGCUGCUUCCUAACCGCAGAACCUCCGCCGCCCCCCGGAGGACAGAAGAAGAAGCUGCUGACAUCCGGGUUAUUGUGUCGGAGUUCAUUGGCCGACCGACUGACACACACAGCCUUCUACGGCAUCACCGGGGGGGUUUGUGUUCACUCAGAGCAGCAAGCAGAAGAAGAAACAACGAGGCUGAAGUGAAGGAACCGACCGGGCAGCAGGUCGGCCUCAUGGCGGUGUCUCAGAUCACGCCCACCCUGUUCCUCAGCGGCGCCGAAGGCCCCCUCAACGCAGCGCUGGUGUCGCAGAAGGGCAUCACUCUGAUCGUCAACGCCACGGUCAGCCACGCCAGCCCCGCCUACCCGGGGGUGGAGUGUGUGCGGGUGCCCGUCUCCGACCUGCCCAGCGCCCGCCUCGGAGACCACUUUGACCGUGUGGCCGAGCGCAUCCACGGAAACCGUGCAGGGGGCACGCUGGUGCACUGCGCCGCCGGUAUGAGCCGCUCCCCGGCGUUGGUUAUGGCGUACCUGAUGCGUUACAGAGGCGUGACGCUCCGCCAGGCGCACCGCUGGGUCCAGGACAGUCGGCCCUACGUGCGGCUGAACGCCGGCUUCUGGGAGCAGCUGCUGCAGUACGAGAGGAGGCUGUACGGGAAGAACACCGUCAGAGUGGCGGCAGUCGAAGAGACGCCGAGGGUGACGAGGACCGCGCCGCCGCCACAGCAGACCAACUGGUUGACGCUGGUACCCAGGUCGCCUCUGGUGACCCGAGCAUCACUGAUGUCACGACCACAGGUGAUGACGCCGGCAACCAAGCGAAGAAGAGGAACCAAAUCCAGCGGCGUUAAAGUCUGAGCUCUGAGCGACCGCUGCACUCCAACUACAACAAACUACCCACGAUGCAACUCGACCACUGACAGACACCACCCUGACCUCCACAGCCGACUUCUGUACCCACUCACACGCCUCUCUGUAAGACGCACGCCGUCCGUCAUCAGCACGGGAUUUAAAUCUGGAGCUGUGUAAUCGUCCAAUAGGGACGCAGCGUCCCACUGCUGCAGCGUCCCACUGCUGCUAGCAUGUUAGCCGUUAGCUUUUUACCAGCUCGUCGUGCAAGAGGUCACUACAGCAGCGACGCACGCAUGAACUUUGGAGACCCUCUCUGACCGGGUCCGUUUCACAUCCGCCGCAGAAAGAAGGUUUGUGGGUCCAUCGCUUCUCGACCACCUGCUGAAAAACGGGUUUCCAGUUGCUGCUCAGGAUGUUGCAGACUUGGGACCUUGUGGACCGUAUAUAAAACAUCAGGGACUCAUCCUGAACGGGUGAAAACACUGACCUCACACAGAAGCUGCAGCAGAGCUAGCUAGCAGCAGUUAGCUUAGCAUUCACGCUUCAACGAGUGGCUGAACAUGUCGAUUAAAAAUCUGCUCGGCUGCAAACAUCUCGUCACACUGGAACGCAUUUUUGUGUCCCUUUUUUUAUGGAUGUUGCUAAUUAGCCAGCUGUACAGGAAGAUGGCGUCCCCCUUCUGAAUGUGGCUUCAAAGCUCUGAUUGGCUGGUUGGUCCAACCAGCUGACCUGUUUGUGGGCGGCGAUUCAGACGUCCGGCCGGACGAGUCUCUUUUCAAACUAAAAAUAAAAAUGUGACCGACUGAGUUUUGUUCUCUUGGGUAUCGUUUGAAAUUUUACGGAACCAAAACCAAAACCAGUUCCCUUAAAGUGACACGAUACCAGCAGAGUACUUUAAGUGACACCUUGUGUAAAAUGCCACCUGUUGAAGCCACAGUAGUUGAUCGGUGUCAUCCUUGUUGUUGUUGUUAUGGACUUGCAGGGCGACAUAUUUUCUUUUCUGUUUUAUUGUUUGAAAUAACUGUUGGAUAAAAAUAUUGGAAACUCGUAUCAGAUCUCGUCCUGAUCAGGUCGUCCAGACGUUCAGAGGAGGGACGACAGCUCGGGAGGUGUUUCCUUUAACGAGGGAGGACGAGUGAAACGGUUUAGUUCUCGCUGUGAUAAAGGAAUAUAAGUUAAGUUUCUGAUGCGUUUGUUUAAACAACGGAGAAUUAUUUUGUUAACUUUGGAUCAAUAAAUCUUAAAGAUCUCUGA